Gymnogyps californianus (California condor) is the source of this 2422-nucleotide messenger RNA. RefSeq names its product arachidonate 5-lipoxygenase (gene ALOX5). Gene Ontology annotation, biological process: linoleic acid metabolic process; lipid oxidation. Bases 1 to 2025 code for a protein of 674 amino acids. Gene Ontology annotation, molecular function: protein binding; iron ion binding; arachidonate 5-lipoxygenase activity. NCBI's taxonomy places the organism in Eukaryota, Metazoa, Chordata, Aves, Accipitriformes, Cathartidae. The transcript is spliced from 14 exons. Gene Ontology annotation, cellular component: nuclear envelope. The record is from RefSeq and is a predicted model, not a curated record.
AUGCCAUCCUACACGGUCACGGUAGCCACGGGCAGCCAGUGGUUCGCGGGUACCGACGACUACGUGUACCUGAGCCUGGAGGGCACGGCGGGCUGCAGCGAGAGGCACCUCCUGGACAAACCCUUCUACAACGACUUCGAGCGCGGCGCGGUUGACUCCUAUGAUGUGACUGUGGAAGAAGACCUUGGAGAAAUUCAGCUAAUAAAAAUUGAGAAACGAAAAUAUUGGUACCAGGAUGACUGGUACCUUAAGUAUAUUACUGUAAAAACACCAGUGGGUGACUAUUUGGAGUUCCCAUGUUACCGCUGGAUUACAGAUGAAAAAGAGAUUGUCCUUCGAGAUGGAAGAGCAAAGCUCGCCCGGGAUGACAAGACCCAGAUUCUCAAGCAGCACAGACGCAAAGAGCUCGAGACCCGUCAAAAAAUGUACCGCUGGAAGGAGUGGCAUCCAGGCUUUCCCCUAAGCAUCGAUGCCCAUUCUCACAGUGACCUGCCUCGUGACAUCCAGUUUGACAAUGAGAAAGGAAUUGACUUCAUUCUGAACUACUCUAAAGCGAUGGAGAAUCUUUAUGUCAACCGUUUCAUGCACAUGUUCCAGUCCUCCUGGAGUGACUUUGCAGAUUUUGAGAGGAUCUUUGUCAGAAUCAGCAACACAAUCUCUGAAUACGUGAUGCAGCACUGGAAGGAAGAUUUUAUGUUUGGCUACCAGUUCCUGAAUGGAUGCAAUCCUGUGCUGAUCCGGAGAUGCACAGAGAUACCCAAGAAGUUGCCUGUGACUAUGGAUAUGGUAGAAUGCAGUCUGGAGAGGAACCUGACCCUGGAGGAGGAAGUGAAGCAAGGAAACGUUUUCAUUGUGGACUAUGAGCUGCUGGAUGGUGUGGAUGCCAAUAAAACAGACCCAUGCACAAUACAGUACUUGGCUGCACCCAUCUGUCUGCUGUAUAAGAAUCUGGAGAAUAAAAUUGUACCCAUUGCAAUCCAGCUUAGUCAAAAGCCUGGGCCGGACAAUCCCAUAUUCCUUCCUUCAGAUGCCACAUAUGACUGGCUGCUAGCUAAAAUUUGGGUUCGCUCAUCUGAUUUCCACAUCCACCAGACAGUGACCCAUCUCUUACGGACACACUUAGUCUCAGAGGUGUUCAGCAUAGCUAUGUUCCGGCAGCUGCCUGCUGUACAUCCCCUCUUCAAGCUCUUGGUGCCACACAUGCGGUUCACAAUAGCCAUCAAUACCAAAGCCCGAGAACAGCUUAUCUGUGAAUGUGGCCUUUUUGACAAGGCAAAUGCUACAGGUGGAGGAGGACAUGUACAAAUGGUGCAGAAAGCAAUGAAGGAUCUGACUUAUAGCUCCCUCUGCUUCCCUGAGGAGAUCAAAGCUAAAGGGAUGGACAGCAAAGAGGAUAUCCCCUACUACUUUUACCGGGAUGACGGCAUUAAAGUCUGGGAGGCUAUAAAGAGUUUUGCAGAGGAUGUGAUUCACAUCUACUAUGAGAGCGACGAGAUGGUGUGUGAGGAUGUGGAGCUCCAGGCCUUCGUCAAAGACAUUUAUGUCUAUGGGAUGAGGGGUGUGAAGGCCUCAGGGUUUCCUAAGAUGAUCAGGACACGAGAGAAGCUAGCAGAAUAUCUCACAGUGAUAAUAUUCACCACAUCGGCCCAGCAUGCAGCUGUGAAUUUUGGUCAGUAUGACUGGUGUUCCUGGAUUCCCAAUGCCCCACCAACGAUGCGCCGCCCUCCUCCGACAGAAAAGGGGACAGUCACCAUCGAGCAAAUUGUGGAGAGUCUGCCAGACAGGGGACGUUCUUGUUGGCAUCUUGGAGCUGUCUGGGCCUUGAGCCAAUUCCAGGACAAUGAACUGUUUCUGGGCAUGUACCCAGAUGAACACUUCGUGGAAAAGCCGGUGAAAGAGGCUAUGGCAAAAUUCCGCAAGAAUCUGGAUGAGAUUGUCAACGCCAUCGCUGAGCGCAACAAGAACAAAAAGCUUCCUUACUACUACCUUUCUCCAGAUCGCAUUCCUAACAGUGUUGCUGUUUGAGCAGAUACCCAGGAGAGUUUGGAGGCGUGUAAAGCUAACGAUGCCUUCCUGUUACAUGUGCGUCUUUUCAAUGAACUUUCAGAAAUGGAUAAAAUAAGAAACCUACCCUCUCCAUCAGAGCUGACCCAUAGUCUAUUUGGACUUUCAAAACAAAUUUGAUUAUGACUGAUCUUGCAGAUAAAGUCUAGUUGACAACUCUCUAGGUCAAAUUUGUUACAAGUUCAUUUUUCCAAGAUUUUUUAAUUAAUCUUGGAAUCAAUAUCCAUGUCUCUGUUAGCUUUCCCUCUCCUGGUCAAAACAAUAUAAUCACAGAUUCACUUAUUCAAGGAAGAUAGUAUCAUGAGCAAUAAGCAAGUCACAUCUUUAAAAUCCUUCCUAUUUUUAAUAGGUGACACUG